GCCCGGCCCACGGCCGCCUCCCGCCCCCGCGGCCGGUCUGCACGUGCCCGGCGAGCAGCCUCGGGCGCCACCGUCCCGAGAACUUUCCGUCCUUCUCGGGCUAGGGGUCGGCGGCGGGGAGCGACCGGGGCCUCUAGGGAAUUCCUUCACCCGACUCGGCGGGCGGACCUUCCCAAGUGGAAGGUGCCCGCUCCCAAGUCCAGCCCCGACCCUCGGGCGCCUCGGAGAAGCUCCCGGGAACGACGGCCAGGCGGCAGCGCGGAGCCGGGCCGAGCGGGAGGAACAAAGGGAGCAGCGGGCCGGGGAGGAUGCUGCGCUCCCCUGCGCCCCACCCGGCCGGCUCGCGGGCGCUGCCUCGCGCGCAGGUUCAUUCCACCUCCCAGCGCUUUAGGACCUCAGGUGCCGACCCCAGAGACCUGCCAUGAAACCACACUUGAAGCAAUGGAGACAACGAAUGCUGUGCGGGAUCUUUGCGUGGGGGCUCCUCUUCGUGGUGAUCUUCAUCUACUUCACCGACAGCAGCCCUGCUGAGCCUGCGCCCAGCUCCCUCUCCUUCCUGGAGACCCGCAGGCUCCUGCCCCUGCAGGGGAAGCAGAGGGCCAUCAUGGGCGCCGCGCAGGAGCCCUCCCUGCCGGACGGCGUGGGCACCAACAACGGGCUGCUCCAGGGACACCCGGCUGGCCCCUUGCCCAGGGGGCCCGGCGACCUGCAGAAAUGGGCCCAGGUGCAAGAUGGGUUUGAAAACAGAGCAGAGUUCUUGUCAUCCCAGAUCGGGAGGAAGUCUCAAAGUGCCUUCUACCCGGAGGACGACGACUACUUUUUUGCUGCUGGUCAGCCCGAGUCGCACGGCCACCCUCGGGGCACGCUGGGGUCCCUCUCCGCCGAGGACCCAGGCCGGCCGGAGGGCCUUCUGCCGGCGGGCCAGGCCCAGAGGAGGCGGGUGAGGAAGAGGCCCCACCACCAGGGCCGGAGCCGCGCGCUGGAGGAGGGCGACGACGGCGCCCGGCCGUCCGCCUCCAUGUCCCGGGCCUUCCUGCAGCGGCUGUGGCAGGGGGCCGUGUCGGCGCGCAUGCUCGCGCCGCGCCUGCAGAAGGCCAUGAGGGACUACCUGAGCGCCAACAAGCACGGCGUGCGCUUCCGCGGGCGGCGGGCGGCCGGGCGGGGCCGCGCGGAGCUGCUGUGCGAGCUGCGGCGCCGGGUGCGCGUGCGCACGCUCGACGGCACGGAGCCGCCCUUCUCGGCGCUCGGCUGGCGCCGCCUCGUGCCGCCCGUGCCGCUGGGCCGGCUGCACCCGCGCGGGCUGCGGAGCUGCGCCGUGGUCAUGUCGGCCGGCGCCAUCCUCAACUCCUCCCUGGGCCCGGAGAUAGAUUCUCAUGAUGCAGUUUUGAGAUUUAACUCUGCUCCUACACGUGGCUAUGAGAAAGACGUUGGAAAUAAAACCACCAUGCGCAUCAUCAAUUCUCAGAUUUUGACCAACCCCAACCAUCACUUCAUUGACAGUUCAUUGUAUAAAGACAUCAUUUUGGUGGCCUGGGAUCCUGCUCCUUAUUCUGCAAAUCUUAACCUGUGGUACAAGAAGCCAGAUUACAACCUGUUCACUCCAUAUGUUCAACAUCGUCAGAGAAACCCAAAUCAGCCAUUUUACAUUCUUCAUCCUAAAUUUAUAUGGCAGCUUUGGGACUUUAUCCAGGAGAACACCAAGGAGAAGAUUCAGCCCAACCCACCAUCUUCUGGCUUCAUUGGAAUCCUCCUCAUGAUGUCCAUGUGCGGUGAGGUGCACGUGUAUGAAUACAUCCCGUCCAUCCGGCAGACGGAGCUUUGCCACUACCACGAGCUGUACCACGACGCGGCCUGCACGCUCGGGGCGUACCACCCGCUGCUCUACGAGAAGCUCCUGGUGCAGCGCCUCAACACAGGCGCCCUGGGGGACCUGCACCGCAAGGGGAAGGUGGUCCUGCCGGGCCUCCGGGCCGUGCGCUGCCCUGCGCCCCACUCCGCUGGUCCACACUCUUGAAAGGGGACUCUUGGGAAUCAAUGUGCAAUAAGGUACUACUGUGGUACUCUAAGUCACAAAAGAAUACUUGAAGAUAUAUUUUAGGCGAUGUAGUCUUGAGUCUUUAGAGUGUAGUGUAGUGGUGACCAUGAGAAUUCUUCUCUUUCAAAGCCAUUGAGUAUUUAUUACUGCUUUGAAUAUAGAAAUGGAAUUAAAAGGAAAAAAAAUCUCAAGAAAGAUGCAAAAAAAAAAA
Messenger RNA from Ceratotherium simum simum (southern white rhinoceros), 2246 nucleotides. RefSeq names its product ST6 beta-galactoside alpha-2,6-sialyltransferase 2 (gene ST6GAL2). Lineage: Eukaryota; Metazoa; Chordata; Mammalia; Perissodactyla; Rhinocerotidae. Gene Ontology annotation, cellular component: Golgi apparatus. The record is from RefSeq and is a predicted model, not a curated record. Gene Ontology annotation, molecular function: beta-galactoside alpha-2,6-sialyltransferase activity. Gene Ontology annotation, biological process: sialylation.